AGCAAAGAACACGGCGACCAUGGCUGCAAUCCGGAAGAAGUUGGUGGUGGUUGGCGACGGUGCCUGUGGCAAGACCUGCCUGCUGAUCGUCUUUAGCAAAGACGAGUUCCCCGAGGUCUACGUGCCCACCGUAUUCGAGAACUAUGUGGCCGACAUCGAGGUGGACGGCAAACAGGUGGAGCUGGCACUGUGGGACACGGCGGGCCAGGAGGACUAUGACCGUCUGCGACCCCUGUCCUACCCCGACACCGACGUGAUCCUCAUGUGUUUCUCGGUGGACAGCCCGGACUCGCUGGAGAACAUCCCCGAGAAGUGGGUGCCGGAGGUGAAGCACUUCUGCCCCAACGUGCCCAUCAUCCUGGUGGCCAACAAGAAAGAUCUGCGGAACGACGAGAACGUCAGGAACGAGCUGGCUCGCAUGAAGCAGGAGCCGGUGCGGACCGAGGACGGCCGCGCCAUGGCCGUGCGCAUCGGAGCUUACGACUACUUGGAGUGCUCGGCCAAGACCAAAGAAGGGGUGCGGGAAGUGUUCGAGACCGCGACCCGGGCAGCGCUGCAGAAGAGAGCACGGCCCAGCCAAGGCUGCGCCCACUGCUGCACCGUCCUAUGAUGCUUCCCAGCGACCAGCUGGAGUCACUCAGCAAGCCGACCUCUCCCCUUCCCUGGGUGCUUGAACAGUAAGAAGAUGCGGACAGUCUCUAGGAAGAAAACAUGGGGAUCAUAAAGAGGGUGUGGGGAAUAGAUUUUCUUUUCUUUUUGCUCCGAAAGAGCCGACCGAUCAUUGGGAGAGAGAGAACUGUUCUUUUUGUUGUUUAUUUUAAUUUAAUUCGGCGGAAGAUGAACUUUUCACACUGAUCGCGGACGGCACUGUCCCGCUAGACCCGCGGGUCGAUGGGUGGGUUGUGUGGCAUCCCGCAUGGGGUGUAGCCUUCGGACUGACUUGCAAUAUGCCAAUGUCUGUGUUAUGUAUGUAUGUAUGUGUGUGUCUGUGUAUGCAGACGCUGAUGUGUGUGUUCUCCUGUGAGAAGCGACGAGGACUGUAUGCUGUGGGUUUCUCCCCGGCUGGAUUGCUUUGUUUAAGGGACAUGUUGAUGCAGGAAGAGCUCUGAUCCGGCGAAUAAGACACGGGAAGAGUGGAAGGGGCACGUUGGCACUUUACUCGCCGACUGAAGAGCCGGCCCCAGCCUACCUGCGAGAGAAAGAGAGAGAGAGUGUGUGUGACUGACUAACUAACUGAAGGGUCGCGCCUCCCGCCCGAAGCGGACGAUCGCAGGUGGUCGGGCGCGACCUCCGAGCAAAAUACUGUUUCUUGCAGCACUGACGACAAACUUUGGGACACGCGCGAUAUACACAGAAAAGAAAAUGGGUCAAUGGGGAGAUAUUUUCAGUGUUUUCAUUAGUCUGAGCAUCUGUACUGGUCGAAAGGUGACUUUUUCCAAGAUCCAUCGAUAUUUUUGAUACGUCUCCCAAAUGGUACUGAGGUGGUCAUUCACCGACUCAGUUUUAAAACCAACCAGAAAAUGGCGAAGCUUCGCACUGAUGCCAAGACGUGCGUUUGUUUACAGAAUUAUAUACCGAAGUAUAAGCUGUGUUUUAAAAAAUAAUCUUUUCAUGCAAGGUAUUAAAUGUAAUCAAAUCUGA
Amblyraja radiata (thorny skate) is the source of this 1641-nucleotide messenger RNA. RefSeq names its product rho-related GTP-binding protein RhoB. Gene Ontology annotation, biological process: small GTPase-mediated signal transduction. NCBI's taxonomy places the organism in Eukaryota, Metazoa, Chordata, Chondrichthyes, Rajiformes, Rajidae. Gene Ontology annotation, molecular function: GTP binding; GTPase activity. The coding region runs from base 20 to 610 and encodes 196 amino acids. The record is from RefSeq and is a predicted model, not a curated record. The transcript has 2 exons.